Messenger RNA from Engraulis encrasicolus (European anchovy), 2316 nucleotides. It is a transcript of the gene rhoj, whose product is annotated as ras homolog family member J. The record is from RefSeq and is a predicted model, not a curated record. Bases 367 to 1137 code for a protein of 256 amino acids. NCBI's taxonomy places the organism in Eukaryota, Metazoa, Chordata, Actinopteri, Clupeiformes, Engraulidae. The transcript is spliced from 5 exons. Gene Ontology annotation, biological process: endocytosis; Cdc42 protein signal transduction; establishment or maintenance of cell polarity. Gene Ontology annotation, molecular function: GTP binding; GTPase activity; protein kinase binding.
CCCAUGAUUUCCUGACACAGGCAUAGCAAACCCGCGAGGAGCACCCGAGAGCGCGAAUCCGAAGGGUCUAGCGCGGAGAAAGAGGGAGGCAGGACCACGAAAGCCGGUCAAAAUGUUAGUGUGCUCAGGGCUGGGAUCCAUAUCGUGACCGGAUGGUGUCUGCGCGUCUGACCACACUCGUGUCGUGAAUUCGCCGUCGCCUACUCCGUGAGGUCUCCACAGUGCUAUACGAAGGUGUGGGCCAACCAUUUGGAUCCUCUCAUUCUACUGAAAUAAGGGUGUGGCAUAAACAUUAGCGAUCUGUUAUCACAGUGUCCGUGUUACUCUAACAAUACAGAAUCUUUAGAGGCAAGCGCAAAGUUGUUUAUGACACGUCCGCGCAGGGGAUUCUGCGCAGCGUGUCCAGUGAAUAGACAAGUUGCGGCGAUGGCAGACCAGUGGAGGGUCCAGGGUCUGCCUGCCAUGCAUGCCCGCCGGAUUAAGCAACAGAAUGCGCUGGCUGAAGAUGGGAGUAGCAAUGCCGCUGUGGGACACACGGUGAAAAAGAUGUUAAAAUGUGUGGUGGUCGGCGAUGGAGCUGUGGGGAAAACCUGUUUGCUGAUGAGCUACGCGAACGACGCUUUCCCUGAGGAAUAUGUACCGACCGUAUUCGAUCAUUACGCAGUGAACAUCACUGUAUCAGGAAGGCAACACCUGCUGGGACUGUAUGACACUGCAGGACAGGAGGACUACAACCAGCUGCGGCCGCUCUCCUACCCAAACACAGAUGUUUUCCUCAUCUGCUUCUCCGUGGUCAACCCGGCGUCCUAUCACAACGUCCAGGAGGAGUGGGUGCCGGAGCUCAAGUCCUGUAUGCCCCACAUCCCCUACAUACUUAUCGGCACUCAGAUUGAUCUGCGAGAUGACCCCAAAACACUGUCUCGGCUGCUGCAGAUGAAGGAAAAGCCUCUGACUUACGAGCAGGGCCUCAAACUAGCCAGAGAGAUCGGAGCCCAGUGCUACCUGGAGUGCUCGGCGCUGACCCAGAAGGGCUUGAAGACGGUGUUUGACGAGGCCAUCCUGACCAUCUUCAGCCCGAAGAAGAAGAAGAAGAGGUGCCGCUGCUCGCCCUGCUACAGCUGUUGCACCAUCGUAUGAUGAUGAGCUGCCAAGCCUUGGGCAGCUCCAUCCAUCCAUGUUAUCUCCCGCUCUAUCUCCAUCUCCAUCUUCGUCUCCAUGUCCAUGUCCACACGCCCUCUCCAACCUCCAGGGCCGCUGACAGCUUUGGCUGGGCCCAGGACAAAGUCAUCUGAAAGGGUCCCCCCAUCCAACAAAUAUAAUGUAAUGAGGACCCAAAUCUGGGCCCCUACUCGCCCUGAGCCUGGGACACAUGACCCCUUUGCCCCCCCUGUCGGCUUCCCUGCCAACCUCUAUCUCACACCUGAAGGCCACACCUGACUCUUUUGUCUCCAGAGUGGAGAGGCAUGUGACCUCCUACACCACCAUAUCAGCUCUCUAGAGAUGGGAUUUACUUGCCUGAUUGUCAUCGACUCUCAAAUCUCCUCGAGACUUGAUCUGACCAAGAGCAGAGCAAUUAGCAUUUACCAAACGGCAUGGUUGGCACGUCUCCCUAGGUUGGCUACAACGCUGAAGGUGUUGCGUCACUAGGAGGGCGUGGCCUGGCUAGGGAUUUAUGAGAACUGUUUUUUAAUCACAUACUCAAAACGAACAGAUGUAAUUUGUUUCUCAUCGUUCACGCCCAGAAGCUGUUCAAGAAAAAAAUGGUUUGUGCACGAGCAUCCCAAUGCUAGACCUCUCUAGCCUGUGGACAUCCAUGUAUCUCCUUGCCUACAUGCUUCCUCGCCAACCUCCCAGUCACACCUGAAAGACCACCUGGGAAACUCCAACUCCCAUUGUCAUUGUGACACAGCACUUCACAAACACACAAGUGUUCACUGCACACUGCACACAAUGAAAUAGCAUUUCAUGCCUCAGCCGUGCAAGGGGGCAGAGCCCAAUGGCGCGCCAAGGGAGCAAUGCAGCGGAACCUACAACCUUUGGGCUACAAGUCCGACACCCUUGCCGCUUACCCAUGACUGCCCGCAAUGUGGCCUACAAUACAGAUCCACUUGCUGUUUCCAGAGAUGUCCUCUCCUAAUGUUGUUGCCACCUGUCUCGCUUGCCUUCCCUGAUCGUCCCGGAACCUCUGUGGGGAUCGUCCUGGAAUCUCUCAUCACUGUCUGUCUGUCUGUCCGUCCGUCUUGGCAGUCAGUCUGUCCAUCUCCACCCACACACAAACACUCAGUGGCGAUCCUGCAACUAUUUGUGCCAAGGGCA